This is a messenger RNA of Lactuca saligna, 786 nucleotides long. NCBI's taxonomy places the organism in Eukaryota, Viridiplantae, Streptophyta, Magnoliopsida, Asterales, Asteraceae. The record is from the annotation of a GenBank genome assembly.
AUGCCAAGUCAUGGUCAUGCACCUACCAAGUUGGGGGUGGUUUUCACCUGCUUCACUCCCCAACGACGGCACCAAUCACAACCUACUCCUAAUAGCCUAAACGAUCCAGAUGUGAGGCUGCCACCAAUUACAAAAGAGAAAGUUCGAACAUCAAACAUGAUGACUCCAGUUACAUUAACUUUUCAAAUUGUUCCGUUCCAUAACUGUGAAAAAAGCAUACGAAAAGUUAGAAAGACACUUUUUAAGGUUGAUGAUGUUACACUAGUAUCAUUGAAUCCUAACAAUGGUGAAGUCACCAUCAGAAGUACUUCUCAAUCUGUUGACGAAAUCAAAUUGGCUCUUGAGCGUGCAUUUCCAAGAAAACAAGUCUUUAUAUUACAAGAAAUUUUCCAUGAAGAUGAACCAUCUACUCUUCGUAGACAACAAAACCCUAAUCAAAGUACGUUUGAUCUUGGUAGUGUGGCUAGAUCAUUGCCAACUGCAUAUGAUAAUGUUGAUGGGUUACAAAAUGUGGAGAGUGACUAUAGUAGGAUCAACCAAUCAAGUACUUUUACUUCUGUAUCUUCAUUCAAAUAUACUCCUCCUACAGAACCAUCACCACAUAUUCAACAAUCAGGGAACUACUAUAGUUGGAUUUACAAAAUUGAAGAUAUAGAUGACGAUUAACCAAAUACCAAGAUUAUAGCUAGUUAUCCAAUUAAUAUUAAAGGAGGUGAAUAAGUUGAUAUAAUUUUAUGUUGUUUAAUAUGAAUAAGAUACAACUUGCAAUAAAUCAAUGAGACUGAG